Laccaria bicolor S238N-H82 is the source of this 1488-nucleotide messenger RNA. RefSeq lists its product as uncharacterized. Bases 1 to 1488 code for a protein of 495 amino acids. The record is from RefSeq and is a predicted model, not a curated record. Gene Ontology annotation, cellular component: membrane. NCBI's taxonomy places the organism in Eukaryota, Fungi, Basidiomycota, Agaricomycetes, Agaricales, Hydnangiaceae. The transcript is spliced from 9 exons. Gene Ontology annotation, molecular function: transmembrane transporter activity. Gene Ontology annotation, biological process: transmembrane transport.
AUGCCAUUCGAUCAAGACGCAUAUGGGGACGGGUUCUUUCCCCCCCAACAAUUCGGUGGCGUUAAUCAGCCCACGUCGAAUCACGUCGAACCUCCGAGGCCAACUUUCGACAAGAGGAGUACUGCUAAGCUCCUCCGCAAACUGGACUGGAACCUCAUUCCCUUCAUUGCUCUCUUGUAUUUCCUCGCUCUUUUGGACAGUACCAAUAUCGUUAACUUCCGCGCGGUCACCGUUUUACAGAGAGACCUCAAGAUGAAGGGUUUGGACUACUCCGUCGCUCUCGCGCUGUUCUUUCCAUUCUACGCCGUAGCUGCAAUUCCAAGCAAUCUCUUUCUUAGGAAGAUCGGCCCAUCCCGCUGGCUCUGCAUUAUCACCAUGGCCACAGGUCUUUGUAUGACCUUGAUGGGUACAGUGAAAACCUUUGGUACCCUCCUCGUCGCUCGCUCCGUUCUUGGCUUUGCCGAAGGCGGUAUUUUCCCUGGUAUCAUCUUCUACGUCACCUUUUGGUAUCGCAGAUAUGAAAGCGGUCUCCGUAUGGCCAUUAUCUUCUCCGCAGCUACGCUUGGUGUUUCGUUCAACGGCCUCCUUGGUCAUCUCAUUUCAUACAUGGGGGGCAUCGGCGGUAGACCUAGCUGGGCAUGGACUUUUAUCUUGGAGGGGCUUGCAACAAUUUUAGUAGCCUUCUUGGCUAAAUUCCUGAUCCACGACGGUCCUGAGACCGCAAGGUUUUUGAAGGCUGUCGAGCACACGCAGAUGAAAGAGCGCCUUGUACAAGACCAUCCCUCUCUGUCUAAUGAGCAUCACAGCAGGUAUAUCACGUCCGCUUUCAAAGACUGGAAGAUCUACGUUCACAUAUUGAUCGCCAUCUGCAUUUAUACUCCUUUGUAUUCGAUCUUUCGGUUCCUCCCCACCAUCGUCAAGAACAUGGACUAUUUCAAUGAUUAUACCCAGCUCAUGACAGUUGCCCCAGCUGUUUUGGGUUGCAUCAUCACAAUCGUUGCUGGUUUCAUUUCGGAUAAAACGAAGAGACGUGGAGCUUACAUGAUGCUCUUCUGCGUCCCCGCUAUCCUUGGAUAUGUCCUAAUGAUCUCCACCCGCGAUUCCCAUGUGCAAUAUGCGGGUGCCUUCUUGGUAAUCUCCGGGGUUUAUCCCAAUGUUCCUAUCGGCGUCGCUUGGAACGCCAACAACAUCGGUGGAUCUACCAAGCGCGCAGUCGGUAUUGCCAUGCAAAUCGGCUUCGGUCACCUCGGUGGCGUUAUCUCUGCGUUUUUACCGAUUCUUGCACAAGGCCACAUUGUUUCGAUUGGCAUGCUAACUUUGAGCUUCUUCCUUUGCCUCUUCAUGCACCGCUACCUCCUGCGUGAAAAUUCCCGUAGGGACGCAGAGAUGAUGGCGCAGGGCCUCACUCUUGAGUCUUAUUCCGAAGAACAGAAAUUCCAAGAACACGAAAAGGGUGAUGAUGCUUCGUUCUUCCGUUACUCUGUUUGA